AUCGAACGCACACGCUUUGUUUAUUGAUUCCGAGCAAGAAAACCCAGGAAGCCGGCGGCGGGAGCGAGCGGAUGAGCGAGAUGUGGGGGAGAAGGCUGGCGUCGCUUUCUUCUCUUCGCCAUAAGAAGGCUUCUUCUUCCGGCGGAGGCCUCUUCUCGACCACCACGGAGGCGGCGGAGGCGGCGGGAAGGGGUGGCGAGAAACAGCGCUCCUUCGCGCGCCGGGCCGUCCCCAUCGUUUUGAUCAGCCUCACCGGAGGCGUCGCUCUCAGCGCCCUCAACGAUCUGGCCAUCUACCAUGGGUGCACCAGCAAGGCAAUAGAAAAGGCGAGUCAGAAUCAAAAAAUUGUAGAAGCUCUUGGUGAGCCAAUUGUAAGAGGUCCCUGGUAUGAUGCUACUCUUGCAGUCGGUCACAGAAGGCAUAGUGUAUCUUGCACAUUUCCUGUGUCUGGGCCCCAAGGAACUGGCAUUUUCCAAUUGAAGGCUGUUCGCUCAGGAGAGGACACCUGGUUUUCGUUUUUGCGACACCAUGACUGGGACAUACUAAUCAUGGAGGCCCUCCUCUGUGUCCCUUCAGACAAUGGGAGUCAUCGUACAUUUAGAGUAAGUCUCUCUGACAGUAUCUUGCCCCCACCCUCCAUGGAGUGCAGGGAAUGCAGGGCUUCGCAAUUGCCGAAACCGGAUAAGUGAGUUGAUUUUGGAUAAUCCAAUGCAACAAGUACCUUCUUUAUUAUCUAGAACAGAUAUUCUGUUCCCUUCUCAUCAAACAUGCCAUGCCAGGAGUAUAUGUGCAAGAAACUUGGAAUAACUGGGUUUUUCGCAGUAUUUAUACCCAUGGAAGUUUUUGGUGCCUUGCUGAAGAUAAUAGGAUGUGAACUUAACAAGCAACAUUUAUUCGUCUUAUUCGUCUUAUUUGUUGAGGUAACAAAUUUUGAAUGUCGAGUGCAUAAACUUCAAAAUAUACUACUUAUUCCAUCUGAUUUUCAUGACUGAUCAUGUGUUGUUGCUAUUAAUUUUUUUGUCUGCAAAAUAAGAGAAUGAAAAAGCCCUCAAAUUUCAUUAUGAA
Molecule: messenger RNA, 1065 nt
Organism: Elaeis guineensis (African oil palm)
Lineage: Eukaryota; Viridiplantae; Streptophyta; Magnoliopsida; Arecales; Arecaceae
Source: RefSeq, a predicted model, not a curated record